Cicer arietinum (chickpea) is the source of this 1228-nucleotide messenger RNA. Its product is annotated as peroxidase 10. The record is from RefSeq and is a predicted model, not a curated record. Gene Ontology annotation, molecular function: heme binding; peroxidase activity. NCBI's taxonomy places the organism in Eukaryota, Viridiplantae, Streptophyta, Magnoliopsida, Fabales, Fabaceae. Gene Ontology annotation, biological process: hydrogen peroxide catabolic process; response to oxidative stress.
CUCACACCUCAUUGUCACACACAACUCUAAUUAAGUUUGUCAACUCAACAAAUUAACUUCACCUUUUGUCAUCAUAAUUUGCUUCCAAGUAUGGAGGGUGUAUCUAAGAAGCAUCCUUUUGUUUUUAUGUUUUAUCUUGUGUUUCUUACUCCACUUGUGUGCAGUCAACUUUAUUACAACUUCUAUGACUUAACUUGUCCAAACUUGACUAGAAUUGUUAGAUACAAUGUCUGGUCAGCUAUGGCCAAUGAUACAAGGAUAGCUGCCUCUCUCUUGCGACUCCAUUUCCAUGAUUGUUUUGUCAUUGGAUGUGAUGCAUCUGUGUUGCUAGAUGAUACAAACACACUAACAGGGGAGAAAAAUGCAUUGCCUAAUAAAAAUUCAAUAAGAGGGUUUGAUGUAAUUGAUAAAAUAAAGUCAGAUUUAGAAAAUGCUUGUCCAUCCACAGUGUCAUGUGCUGAUAUACUUACUCUAGCAGCUAGAGAAGCUGUAUAUCUUAGUAAAGGGCCAUUUUGGGCUGUACCUCUUGGUCGUAGAGAUGGAACAACAGCAAGUGAGAGUGAAGCAAAUAACUUGCCAUCACCCUUUGAACCUCUUGAAAAUAUCACUGCUAAGUUCAUUUCUAAGGGUCUUGAAAAGAAAGAUGUAGCAGUUCUCUCAGGUGCCCACACCUUUGGGUUUGCUCAAUGCUUUACAUUCAAGACAAGGCUCUUCGACUUUGGUGGAUCGGGUAAAUCCGAUCCAACACUUGACACUUCACUUCUACAAAAUUUACAAAAAACAUGCCCAAAUCAAGCUGAUUCAGAUACCAAUUUGGCUCCAUUGGAUCCUGUCACUACUAACACAUUUGAUAACACGUAUUACAAAAAUCUUGUGACCAAUGUUGGGCUACUUCAAUCAGACCAAGCUCUUUUGGGUGAUAAUACUACUUCUUCAUUGGUUACAAACUAUAGCAAGUGGCCUAUUUUGUUUUUUAGAGACUUUGCUGUUUCUAUUGAAAAAAUGGGUCGUAUUGGUGUUCUUACGGGACAACAGGGCCAAAUAAGGAGAAAUUGUAGGGCUGUGAAUUAGACAUACAAAUAUGCAUUUUCUCUUCCUUUCAGUUUUAUAAACUUUAGUGCUAUAAUUGUAUGAAUAUGUGUGUGGCUCAAAUAAAUAUAUAGUAGUAAAUAUGUUUCAUAGUAUUUUAGUUCAAUUAUAUUUUCUCAAUGGAUUGAAAUUGCAAAUA